This is a messenger RNA of Exophiala mesophila, 276 nucleotides long. RefSeq lists its product as uncharacterized. The record is from RefSeq and is a predicted model, not a curated record. The transcript has a single exon. Lineage: Eukaryota; Fungi; Ascomycota; Eurotiomycetes; Chaetothyriales; Herpotrichiellaceae. The coding region runs from base 1 to 276 and encodes 91 amino acids.
AUGCCCUGCCACAUUGACCAUCCCGCGCCCAAAAUCGAUGAUGUCGUCCAAGGCUCCAAGCCAGACAAGAAAGACCCUGGUUUCCUCUUAGCUUUCCAACGUGCAGUGCCAUCCUCUGAUCGUCCAUCUUCAGCAUCGAUUAUCCUGGCACUGCGACUGCUGACUCGUCUUGUACCUGUGGCGGGUGGUACGUACCACUGGUUCGCCGAGGAUGAGGGUCGCCAACGACAGAAGGCUAUCGUGGCCAUCCAGGAUUCCAGGGUUUUCUUGAUAUAA